Lutra lutra (Eurasian river otter) is the source of this 1629-nucleotide messenger RNA. RefSeq names its product zinc finger C2HC-type containing 1B (gene ZC2HC1B). The transcript is spliced from 8 exons. The coding region runs from base 707 to 1393 and encodes 228 amino acids. The record is from RefSeq and is a predicted model, not a curated record. NCBI's taxonomy places the organism in Eukaryota, Metazoa, Chordata, Mammalia, Carnivora, Mustelidae.
AAUAAAUAAAUAAAAUCUUUUAAAAAAAUGAGUCACCAUAAAUAGGUGUAUACAUAUGUAUCUGCCUACCCAUGCCUUCAUCAGUGCCCCAUGUUAACUCAUGCACUGAUCUCUUUUUGUCAUUUUUGGAGAGUAGACUUAGGCUAGAGUUGGGGAGGGCAGUCACCCAAGGGUCUAGAGUGAGGGAGGGUAUCUAGGAAUCCACUUCUUUCUUGGCCCACCACAUUUUAGCAGGCUCUUCUCAUUUAUCUCAUCCCAUUCCCAGAGGUACAUGCUGCUCUGGGGAUUUCUAGGACUUUGAAGCUUUCUAGAUAAAAAAUUUGGAUGGUGGUUCUCUCUACUGUCAGCUUGGCAAGUGGUUUCUGAUGUAGUUUUAAGUCCUCCAAGUCACUUACCACUCUGUCAGUUUUCCAGAGUUGAAAUUUUUUAUUGUUGUCUUCUUUCCUCCCUGACCUUGGGGUUUCUUUGUCUCUAUUUUCCUUUACUGCACUUUUUGGGGCUUUCGAUGGAAUGUUCUCUCUGCCAUUCUGUGUUAAUUCCUUUUCUUCUUUCAUAAAUCAUGUUCCUGAGGUAAGUGAAUAGGUUGAGGCCAAUAUGCUACCCUUUUUACCAUAGGGCCAUGGAAGAUGUCGAUAUUGCUAAUGUUUGUAUGUUCUAGAUUUUAAAGGACUUAAGGGCUUUGACUCGCUGACAACUGAAUGAGAAAAUGUCUUCCUUUUCUCUACCAUGCCUUUAUAAGGAAAUGUGGAUUGAUGGCAAUCAGGAGUUACUUCCCUGUGAAGUCUGUGGAAGACGCUUUGCAGCAGAUGUUCUGGAAAGGCAUGGACCAAUAUGUAGAAAACUCUUCAACAAAAAGCGUAAACCUUUCAAUUCCUUGAAACAAAGAUUACAGGGCACUGACAUUCCCAUUGUGAGAAAGGCUCCUCAAUCCAAGCCUCAGCCUGUGAGGAGAUCUAACUGGAGACAGCAACAUGAAGACUUCAUUAAUGCCAUCCGUUCGGCAAAGCAGUGUACGCUAGCCAUUAAAGAAGGCCGACCUCUCCCCCCUCCACCUCCUCCAACCAUCAACCCAGAUUAUAUUCAAUGCCCAUAUUGUAUGAGGAGGUUUAAUGAAACUGCAGCCAACCGACAUAUUAAUUUCUGCAAGGAUCAGUCUUCUCGCCGAGUCUUUGAUCCAGCCCAAACAGCAGCCAAAUUGGCAUCCAGAGGGCAGGCUAAGGCUCAGAUGAAUCCAAAAAAAGAGCCAACUGUAACCAGUGCUGUGGGAGCCCUGCUACAGAACAGAGCCCUGGGGCCCCCAAAUGUGGCCCCAACUAGACCAGGAUUAGCUGUGGACCCUGCUUCUGGAGCAAAACUCAGACAGGGAUUUACUAAAUCUUCUAAAAAAGAUUAACUCCUAGAGACCAGACUGUCUCCCUUGAACGCCUCAGCCUGGAUGGCUAUGCACCCAGGAAUGCCACCUAAGGGGAAGGAAAGGCAGAUGGCUGUUUAUAAGCCUACAACUCUUCUUGAGAAAUCAUGGAGAACAAGUAAAAACCAGAUUCACCUUUUCUUCCUCAUUACUCCCUUUACAAUUUUCAAAACAAUAUUAAACAACACAUCAACCUGUAUGACAGUGGUUGAUAUUUU